Dentiscutata erythropus is the source of this 456-nucleotide messenger RNA. Lineage: Eukaryota; Fungi; Glomeromycota; Glomeromycetes; Diversisporales; Gigasporaceae. The record is from the annotation of a GenBank genome assembly.
AUGAAUCAUAAUUACUUUAUUAUUUUAUUUCUUGCAAUUUUCCUUAUACAAGUUGAAAAAAUCCACGGCGGAUAUCGUCCUGUUGGAGAAGGUGAUCAGACUAGUGGUGGUUCUGAGAUUCAAAAGGUGACAUUUUCAUCAGGAAAAAUCACAGUUACGACUAAUAUCGAAGAAAAGGAUCAAAAUGGAAAUAAUAAACAUACGGAGGGAAUCGGUCACUUUACCUUCAAUUAUAAUGAUGCCAAUGGCAAACAUGUCGAAGUGCGUAUUAAUAAGGCGGCCGAACUUGUUAAUAACCAUGAUUGUAGUGGUAACGUUGACCCUAAUGAAGUUAAUCCAUUCACAAAGAUCUGGAAGUUUGACUCAGCAGUAACACCUCCAUCUGGGACAGAUGUUGCCGUUUAUCUAUCAAUAUAUUGGGAUUGUAUGGUGGCACCGAAGGUAAUGGUAGAAUAG